Molecule: messenger RNA, 5884 nt
Organism: Diorhabda carinulata
Lineage: Eukaryota; Metazoa; Arthropoda; Insecta; Coleoptera; Chrysomelidae
Product: insulin-like growth factor-binding protein complex acid labile subunit
Exons: 4
Coding region: 298-2070 (590 amino acids)
Cellular component (GO): extracellular matrix
Molecular function (GO): protein binding
Source: RefSeq, a predicted model, not a curated record
AGUUUUCAGUAGAAAACUUCGCGUCAGUUGGAAAAUGCGCCGAAAAACUUUUUUAAGAAACUUUAAUUUCAUCAAGGUACUUAUAAAAUGUAAGUGAAAACAUGAAAUUAAUACGGAAGGAUGUGUGAAAAAGUAAAAAUAAUCCUGUAUGAAUUUAGUGGGUGGUGAUUAUUCGAGGGUAUAUUAGUGAAAAUUUAUUGAAAUGUAUAGUGAAGGACAUCGUUUAUUGAUGUCUUCAUCAAGAUAAACUGGUUGACUCGAGUAGACCAGUAAUUGAGUGUCUGGAGCUUCUUAAGGAUGCUCUUGUCCUGGCACCUAAUAUCUCCGAGCUUGAUUAUAUUGUGGUUAUGUUCAAUCGAAUCCUUGUGCCCUGAAUAUUGUCUCUGCAAACAAUCCGAGAAAGGCCAAAGAAAAGUUUCCUGCAUACGCGGUGGAAUGCGAGAUCCCAUCCCAAUAACGGACAUCGAUCCAGGCAUGGAGGUUCUGGAAAUAUCAGCUCCAAACGAUAAUUUCAACGUACUAUCCAUCGGUCCAAUUUUUCAACAAUUCAAACGGUUGGAGGAAAUUAUAAUAAGGAGAUCGAAUAUUCAACAAAUAGGACUACAUCCUUUUUGGGGUGUGCCGACUAUUCGAAUUUUAGAUUUAAGCUAUAAUAAUAUAAGUUCUGUGUUCGAUCAUAAUUUUCGGGGUCUAGUGAAUUUGGUGGAAUUGCAUUUAGAUAAUAAUCGAAUUGAACGAUUGCCGGUCGGUGCGUUUAAACAUCUGACGGAAUUGAGGAUGUUGACGUUACGGAAUAAUUUAAUUAGUGAUCUAGAACCAAGGAUAUUUUUAAAAUUGGUGAAACUGCACGUACUAAAACUUAGUGGGAAUAAAUUCGAGGAGGAACUGAAUCCAGAAGUGUUCAAAGAUGUUCCGGAUCUUCGGGUUUUAGAACUGAGAGGCUGCGGCCUGAAAAGAAUCAACGCACAACUCUACCAUUUGCUGCCUUAUCUUUCUCAUUUGGAUCUGGGAUACAACCAGAUACAAUUCCUCUCCGAAGACGAGUUCCACGAACUUCAUCGUCUGCAUAUCCUGAAAUUAGACGGGAAUUUAUUACCCGUCAUUUUAGAGAAGACUUUCAUCAACCAACAACAACUGAGAUAUCUGUGUUUAGCUAAAAAUCGUUUAGCUAAAAUAACGGAUACCGCCUUUUUGAAUUUGACUAAUUUAAUUGAAUUAGACAUUAGUUACAACAAAAUGAGCAAAUUGGAAACGUUCGCUUUGACUCACGUCGCUGAUACUUUGCAAAGGCUUGUGAUUAGCGGAAAUAAAUUUACAUUAGCUUUAAUUAAAUUAAUUUUACAGACGUUGUACAAGGUGUGGCAUCUCGAGAUGGCGCACAUGAAACUAUCGGAAAUACCUGAUCGAUUUCUACCAGAUAGAAUAAGAAAAUUGAAUAUAUCAUGGAAUAAUAUCACGAGUAUGAAUAUACAGGCGCUUCCUAGACAAAUUAUCGAAUUGGAUCUAUCUUUUAAUCGUAUCAAAGGUUUGAAUGAUAGUACGGUGAUAAAAUUAGAAACAUUAAAAUACGUUAAUUUCACAGGUAAUCCUUGGUCUUGUGAUUUGUGUCACAUAACCUCAAUAUUGUUCCGUGUAAAUAGAACAAAUAUGUUUAGAAAUUCAAUAUGUGCCUCGCCACCUAAACUAGUUGGUAAAAAACUUGUAAAUUUGCGUUUCGAAGACGUGACCACUUGCGAACCUGAUAACGGUUCUAGUGAUAAAAUGCCGGCGCACAAAUUGAGCCUUCUCAUCGGUCUGAUUUGUAUCAUUGUGUUCGCUAUUUUCUCGAUAAUAUUCGUUGUGUGUUCGUGCGUUAGAAGACACUCUCAAAAUUUGGCGAGGCAGCGCAAGCGCGCCGAAAGACCAGAAAAUAAUAUCGAAGACUCUACGGCGGCGGUUUUUUGUAAAGGCGAAAUUAGUUUCAAAUUCCCGUUGGAUUUGACGGAAAGGAAAAUGUCAGUGUCAACUAUCGACGAGAUCAAGAGGGAUUCUCAACAGAGUUUACCGAAUGGUACAGCUACCGGAAUCUGAUAGAAAGAUAGAUUUUUCAUGCUUGGUCGAGUUUAAUGGAUGGGUUAAUAUCGUAUCAAAUUGUAUAUUUUAUUUGGUUUUAUCGAGAAAUUGCUUGUUAAGGAACUUCAGUUACACACAAGCUUCAAACUUUUCGUUUAUAUCUCGUUUUCCGACAUGUUCUGUAAGAAUUAUCGUUGCAACUUUUAUAGGUAUUAAAUUUUAUUUCAUUACUUACACAUUUUACAAAAUAUGAAUUGUGGUAAUCAUCUUUGGUACAUUUUAUACUUCUAUCCAUUCAUAAUAUUUCAAGGCGCGAAGAAAAUGGAAUUGCAAUAAAAAAUAUAUAAAUUGUGAUAAAACUUGAUACAUAUUUUGAUAAUUUUUCUCAUUAUCGAAGCUCUUUUCGAAGCAAUACAAGCAUGCCAACGCUUAAUCCAAUUUUACACUCAAAUAUCGUAAGCUUUGGCCGAAAAAGCCUUUAGCACCUCAAUUUAUAUGGCUUCAAUGGACUAGAAGCCAAUUUUUGAUUUCAAGAAGAGGAAAAAGUGACAUAUAUCUGAUACAGUAAACAGUUGAUAACCUUGUUAAACCUUUCUGUGGUAUCAGCUACAGAGCAAUGGAAAAAGCACUGGAAAAGAAGGUAGAUAGAAGCAAAACCAAUUAUUGAAAUAACCUACAAGAGCUGAGACAGGCGGAGACUAUUCUGGGAAACUAUAACCAGAGUAGAUCUGCUGAAUGUAUCAGACUAAGUAAUAACAAUCUACGAAUACUAACAGGAGUUUUAUGGGGUCACUGUCGCCUCAACAAACAACUGAAGACGCUAACAUAUAGGACGAAACCUCUACCUCGACGUAUGUGAAGCAAUGCACCUGGGUGCGCAUGAACUAGAAGACGAAGAUCUCUAGUAAUGGAAGCCAUUCCGCAUUCUAGAUUAAAAGGAGUGGAAUUAAUGGAUCAGCUGUAAAUAUUGGGUAAUAUCGCAUAAACAGAGGGGGACCAAAUAGAUCCUUUGGGUCGCAGUGUAUACUAUACAAAUAUGGCUAAUACGGUGGCUAGGUGAUGACUCUCAUUUCGUGUUUGAUCAUUACUUCACGUAGCUGUCUUAAAUCAUCUUCGUUGUAAUCCUUAUUGACCAUUUAUUAAUCUGAAACGAAUUCAUGGUGAACCAUAUGAUGGUAAUCGAAAUAAAAAAGAUUUUCGACUGAUUUUGACGUGGUUGUUUCAGUUCAGUUCAGUUGUUACAAAAAUAUCAACCAAAAUAUGAUGAGUCGAUUGAUAAGAGAUUUUGUAUACUUUGCGAUCAAAUCAUUUCCAACGAUAUCUUAGCGGUAAUUCCAUUAGGAAAAGAAAAUUUCGAACAAAAAGGAUGCUCUCAAAAAAAUGGAACACAUUAUUUAAACAAUUACUACACCAACUUUAACAAUGAACUGCCUGACGCGCGUUUCGAUAACAACAAAUUAUCAUCUUCAGGGACUAAAGAUAAAGAAUGGACGCAAAUUGAAUGAGAAAUAAAACGCGAAAUCUAAUAGAGACUAGAAUGAGGUUUUUUUCAGUUUACUUAAACCAAGAAGGAUUCAACAGUCUAUUUACUACCAAUGCUCUUUUCCAUGAGCCUCACCACUCUUACUGUAUAGUACAAUAAAAUGAUUUAGUAUUUUCUCUUGCAAUAAUACCUUCUUUAGACCAACUUUCCUUAUCAGCAAACUGUCUCAAUCGAAUAACGUUGAUGAAACGUCUUCUGCAGUAAAAAAUUCGUUUUGAACUAACUGCUUCUUUUUUUACUACAAAUAACUGCAUAGUCCAUACAGCAACAUUCAUAUUCGGAAUUUCAGUAACUGCGGAUAGUUCAAUUCGUGAAGUGUUUUAAUCAGAUUGAACAGAAUCCGAAAUAUUUUAUGCAAAUAGUCAUUAGGCUUUGUACUUCGUAUUUGUUUAUCAUUAAAUUUACACUGAAUCAAGUUUUUGGCUUCUUUGAAUGCAUUUGGGUUUGGAUUUUUCUCAAUCACUUUUUGACAACUUUUUUGAACGAAGUUUACUUUGUAUAGAAUUUAUUUUAAUAUAAAAACUCGACAAAUAGUUAAAAACCUUUAGACUAUCAUCAUUUCAAUCAUUAAAUCAAUAAAGUUUGGCAAAAUGAAUGGUAGAACUAAUAGUUUAUUGAUUUUUCCCGUUUAUUUAAUUCUGUUUAAUACAAUUUUCUAAGGAAUUCAAUAUAAAAGUACGAUAUCGAUAGGGGUGGAUUUUACGGUUGAACUGCUUUUCUAAUAUCGCUUUCACUGUUUUCGUCUUUUACAAAAGCCUUUUUAUUGAAAAAUUCAUCAGUGUCUUCAAUAAAAAAAUCAAAUCAAUUAGACUAAGGACUCCUUUGUAUGAGUUUAUAAUCAAAUUUGUGAACAAAAAUUGUUUCUGAAUCGUGAAAAUCCAGGGACCAGUUUCAAUGAACGGUUCGGGCAGAUUAUUCAUUACAACCCUAGUAAUUUUUCGGUAUAGUCGACUGUAGCCUUUGCUUCAAACAUUUUCCUGCAGUUACUUUGUUUUAUGCAGCCAGAAUACAAACUAAAAUAUAAAACAAAUUUCUAAAUAUCAUCCUGCACCACCCGCAUCAUUCAUCGUCUAACCCAAAUAAAAUAGGAUGAAGAUCCAUGAGGGAGUGAUGGUGUAAACUUUUCUUUACUCAUUUCUACUCUUUUUUGUGAUUUAGAGCAGAAUGUGUACAAUUUACAAGCACAAAAAGAGCUCAACUAGAUGUCCAAAUCAUCAACUAAACUGCACUUCAACGUUCAAGGACUACAGUCAAGAAUAUCUACAGACUGUUAUUAAGAAACUAAUGGAGUCAACUUCUGUAUGAACUGAAGAACAUGACAUGAUAUUAUUGUAUCUAUUCUGUCAUAAAAUUAUCGUUAUCUAAACGAGAGAAAGAGCUUUUUCAAAUCACUGAAGAGCUUUUAUUCAUUUGAAAAACUAUUAUGUGAAUCCUGGCUAAUAUCCACCACAACAAAUGAUGCAGCAUAUCAGUGUAUUAAAAUUGGGAUGACUCCAUUUCAUACUAGUGAUAUUCCAUAAUCCAGUUGCUUUAAAAAUAAGCGUAAUCAAAUUCAAUCAGCAGCUUCUGCAGGUUUGGGAAGAGAUUUGCUGGAAGACACUCUUUUCAUUAAUAAAUCGUCGCCAUUUAUCUCGUUAGAAUCAAGAAUUAACUUCUUUGUCCUUGAGAAAUAAGUGGAAAAUAUUCUCAUGAUUUAGAUGACAUAUAAAAUUUUGAGGCAAAUAUUGAGCAAAUAAAAACACUGAGGAAACAACAAUAAUGAUAAUAAAUAAAAACCAAACAAAAAAAAGAACGUAAAGAAAUACUCAGAAUAACACAGACAGUAUUUUAAGAAGCUAACUAAAUAUUUCCUCUGGAGGGAUGAAAAUAUAGUUCUUAGAAGGGCUAUUUUUUCGUAAAAGAUGCCUCGACGAAUCAAACAACUGUCGGAUGGUAAUGGUUGUCGUAGAAUGGGUACAGUUGCGAUUAUAUUAAUUUUUAUUGUACUGCCAAUUGGUUGGAUGACAGAUUUCACUUGGUUGAAGGAAAACUGCCGAAAACCUGCAACAGCGACGAUUUAGAUGUGCCGAAGCGCGACAUCUGCAGCUGGAGCAGGUGGAGAGGGUGAAUAUUCCUAAAAAUAUGAGUAUCUCAUCCGGAGUUACCUUUAUCUAUGACAGGAUCAAGUAGAAGUUCUAUCUUGUCAUUUACAGAUUUGUGCACUCUUAUUAACAGUUUUAAAACAGUAAUUUCUGUAUAACAGUCACCAUAUUUUCCGAAAUAAGAAAAUUUACAAUCGGAUUAUAUCCA